AAGAGUGGCCCCAGUCUACUCUUUGCUUAGCUGCGUCAGUGUGCGUACGGGCAAGAAGACAGGAGCGUCAAACUUUCAUCUACAAUUCCACAUUCCAUACGAGAACUUAUCUGCCACCAUGCCAGAAAGUCAAGCACGUCAGAACUACCACGUCAACAGCGAGGCGGGCGUCAACAAACAGAUUAACGUCCUGCUGAACUGUAGCUAUGUCUACCAUUCCAUGGCCUGGUAUUUUGACCGGGAUGACGUGGCCCUGAAAGGAUUCUUUGAGUUUCUCAAGGAUGCCUCUUGCAAGAAGCGCGAGUUCGCCGAGAAAAUGAUGAAGUACCAGAACCAGAGAGGUGGGCGCAUCGUGCUGCAGGACAUCAAGAAGCCGCCCCAGGACGAAUGGGGGACAGGCCUGGACGUGAUGCAGUCUGCCCUGGCCCUGGAGAAGAGCGUCAACCAGGAGUUCCUGGACCUGCACAAGGUGGCGGACUGCAACACUGACCCACAGAUGAUGGACUUCCUGGAGGAUGAGUUCCUGGAAGAGGAGGUCGAGAUGAUCAAGAAGCUCUCCGACCACGUGACCAACCUGAAGCGCGUUGGACCAGGUCUCGGAGAGUACCAGUUCGACCACGAGACUCUCAGUUAAAUUGGUCCGCGGCCUUCCGGUCACCAUGGUAACCGAUGACAACGCCCGACAACGCCUACUGCUUCUGUCCUAUACUUUCUUGUAAGAACUAAAGCCCCGCUUCUUGUAACUGGCAGCCUGCUUCACGUGACGCGUGACGUGAAUUCCAAAAUGAGAUGAAACAUUUAAUUUUUAUACGUGUCUUAUCUUUUUAUACAUUUUGUCUGUUGAAUUUUGUUAAUUUUCCCUGUUAUAAACUCCUGUAAAACAACAUCUGCAAUAAAUCCAAGCAUGCA
Molecule: messenger RNA, 909 nt
Organism: Haliotis rufescens (red abalone)
Lineage: Eukaryota; Metazoa; Mollusca; Gastropoda; Lepetellida; Haliotidae
Product: soma ferritin
Exons: 4
Coding region: 119-634 (171 amino acids)
Biological process (GO): intracellular iron ion homeostasis; iron ion transport
Cellular component (GO): cytoplasm
Molecular function (GO): ferrous iron binding; ferric iron binding
Source: RefSeq, a predicted model, not a curated record